GAAUUCUUCGAGAGAAAGAAAUUUAAUGCGAAGACAGCUCAUCGGCACAAAGUGACAACAUCUAGCAGGAAGCAUAGCGAAGAUUUAAAAGCAAUUCAGACUAUUUCAAGCAUUCAUUCGGAUACUUUUACAUUUCAGCAGCCACGUCGACCUCUGAAAGUGCUAGAUCUUGACAAGUUUAGAUCCAAAAGUUCAAUGUUCCGUCCAGAUCUUGACUUGGGUCCGUCUUCGCCGAUCAAAACUCCUUCAAAGUUGCAACGUUUGGAAGCAAGUCAUCACAAACAAGUCGACAGGAAAGUGAAAAGUUCGCAAGAUGAUGGCGAUUUGUUUUUCCCUAAACCAAGUCAAAAAUAUUCCAGGUUAGGUGCAAGCGAUGAGAGCCAUCAUCUUUCAACGCAAUUUAAAUACAGCCAAAGCAAGUUCAAGAUACCCGACGUACCAAGGCGUUCGCAAACAACCAGCACUGAAGGUGAUUUGAUCGAUAACGAAAGGAAAAUAUGGAAUAGAAAAUUAACCGACGAAAUGUUCAAGCACUCUAGACUGCCGAAUAAAAAACAUAAAAUUACUUUUGAACCAUACCGUCAAAGUUAUUGUUCCACCAAGGAUAAAAAUUUUACCACUGAUUUGCUCGGGAUGAAUUUAACACAGGACCAAAGCAAGGUAUCUGGUGAUCCAGGUACAUACGUCCCUGCACAUGUUGUACCAUUUGUUUCUAAAUCAACACCAGUCAAUCCCUUAGGAAAAAACAUGUUCAUCACAGAGGACUUUCAGAUGACACCAGUAAGGAAGUAUCGGAGCGAAGAAAAUCGGAUAUCCAAACUUGGAUUAGGACAUUUACGUGAAAAUAUUGAACUUUCAGACAUGAGUGAUGUCGAACGGCUACCAAAUAUUGAUUCGAAGUUGAGAUCUAACGUUUUUCAAGGAGAAGACUUUAUACAAACACCACUUGUUGAUGAAUUGUCGUCAGAUGAUCUUCCGUUUCAAACACCACCAAAGCUGAAGUUUUAUAGUUCUCAAUAUCCAGUGAAGGAAAAGGAUGAAGUGAAAGACCAAACCAGAUAUUUGGAGGAAGCAAACUUUCAAACUCCAUCACAUAAAUUCACACCAAGGAUGCAAUUGCAAUCUGUUGUAAACCACGAUAAACCUUCAGUUCAGCAGGAUACCGACUGGGCACCUAAUCGGAUGCAUAUGUUGCCUAGCAGUCAGGAGUCGUUUUUGACAACUUUUAACGAUUUCAGAGGUUCUACUAUCCAUCAGAGGUUCAAAAUGGAACAUGCAUCAAUAUCAGAGACGGCUUCUUUUCCAGAGACAACCAGCAAUCAAUAUUCACCUAAAGAAUCGGCUUCUAUCAGUAUUGUUGAAAACCAAACAGAAAAAGAGGAAGAAGUUGAUAAGAAACAGUUCACAAAACAAGGAAAUGGGAUGAUGGAGAUCUUAGAUGAGAUGCAUGAACUCGAAAAACAGGACAAAAUGGACGAAUGGAUGUUGGUAGAUGAAUUUGACAUUCAGCACGAAGAAGAAUCACGAACACAUCAGGUUGAAGAAGAGGUGUUAUUUCCAAGUGAAGACGAAGAGGUAAAGAAUGCCAUGAACGAUAUAUUGACAAGAGUGGUAGAAAAUUGCAGUUAUGACUUCGAGUAUGACAGAUACAACCCGCAAACGGAACUUAACUGUUCCCAACCACCGGUUGAAGGGUCUGAUAAUACAUUAAAGGAAUCGCAUUCCGAGGUCCCUGAAAAACAUAUUUUAAAAUCAGAUGAUUCAAAAGAGAUUAAGGUUUCAGAAUCAUCAUCUCGAACGGAGAGUCACUUCAACAUUGGUGAGACAAGAUAUUGCGAUGCGAGUACAUCAACCAUUGAAAAUGAGACGUGUGAAAAAGCUACACAAUAUUCUCCAAGGAUUAAUAAUGCGCCGGAUUCUUUACAACGUAUACUCUCUAGUUCUCAGUGUCAUCGACAGUUCUCGGUCAAACCAAUCAAACUAAGACAUGAAAAUGUCGAGAGAGAAGAAUCUGUUUUGGAAUCGGGAAAGAACAAUAUAAAUGAAGUAGAAAAUGCGUACUGCUUGAGGUCAAGGAAAAGGACUUAGUCCUUUGUAAAAAAGAUAUUGUUGUCUAUGACUUACCGAGUACAAAAAUAG
This is a messenger RNA of Ylistrum balloti, 2139 nucleotides long. RefSeq lists its product as uncharacterized. The record is from RefSeq and is a predicted model, not a curated record. NCBI's taxonomy places the organism in Eukaryota, Metazoa, Mollusca, Bivalvia, Pectinida, Pectinidae. The transcript has 10 exons. The annotation marks the transcript as partial.